Messenger RNA from Coregonus clupeaformis (lake whitefish), 6393 nucleotides. RefSeq names its product forkhead box protein O4-like. The record is from RefSeq and is a predicted model, not a curated record. Gene Ontology annotation, cellular component: nucleus. Gene Ontology annotation, biological process: regulation of transcription by RNA polymerase II. Gene Ontology annotation, molecular function: DNA-binding transcription factor activity, RNA polymerase II-specific; RNA polymerase II cis-regulatory region sequence-specific DNA binding. NCBI's taxonomy places the organism in Eukaryota, Metazoa, Chordata, Actinopteri, Salmoniformes, Salmonidae.
GUACACGAUGUCUGGCAGUGGUAAAUAGACGUCAGAAGGGAGUCAUCGCCUCGAGUCAAAACAAAACAAAACCAAAAAAGAUCUACGAUGACUGAAUAUUUUGACAUCCAUAAUAGACACAAGUCGAGCAAAACUAACUACUGAAAGGGGCAAAUUCCAAAGGAAGGUACUGAAGCCAUUUUUCCGACUUCUGAAAGGAUUUUUAAACUCCGAAAUAACUGGAGUUAGCCAGCUAGCUAGGUGGCUAUUACGCUAUUUCCACAACUACGUUUGGUGAGAGUGCAGCCGAGGUGUAAGAGAGUAAACUUCAAGAAACCGUGGAUUGCGAAGCGUGCUUUAAAGUGUCCAGGGGACGAGGACUGACUCAAGUUAGGCACCUUCUGAAGGUUUAUGCCCGCGUGAGCAUCGUGUGCUGCCGCUCCUCGGUGUCGAGAAACAUGGCAGAUGGCGACACGCGCUUGCCCACAAUGUGGAGGAGAGUGCAAACCUAAAUCAGAAAACCACGGACUUUCUGAUUGAUUUGUUUCCUCUAAUUGUUGUUACAGACCAUCAUGAUCAAACUGUUCAGUAAGGUUUUGCUCUCAACAUUUAUUUUUGUCAGUCGACUUAAAUUACUUAGCUAGCCAAGUUAUAAUGCUGUAGUGGAAAGAAACGACAUCCACCAUAACAUUACUGUUUGGAUUUAUUUUCAGCAGUAAACGUGGCAUUGGUUAGAUAAUCAAAUAUAGCAUAAUUUUUUACUUGAAACAUUGAUCAUCUUAUUGCUAUAGCUCCAUGAAUCCACAAAGUAACAUUGUUUCACGGGGAUCAGUGACAGCUAGAUGUAUUGUGUAUUUUGUUAUCAAUUAGUUGUUGUUUACAAAAUUAAUUAGAAUGUUGAUAUAAAUGUUGUAACUAUAUAUCGGCUCCAGUAUUCUAUUGAAGCGCGCGCGAGGUUAUUUCUACGUGAGAAGGAGCGAUACGGCACGUUGUUUACAAGUGCGGAACGAGGCAUCGUUAAAUUUAGCUAGUUGAUCAUUUGUAACGAACGCUCUUUUGUAACAGUGACCCACUGUGUAAUCCUAAUUUGUGGGUUCUUUGCAAGUAUAUGUGCUUGAGGGCGACUUUUUAUUUUCUAAUGGUAAAACUCAAAGGGCAAUACUAUUUUUAAAGGAAGACACAAUAAAUAAGUAAUUUCAAUUUAUAGUGUUAUAUAAUUGUAUAGCUACUUUCCCUUUAAUUAGCUCACCUUUUCACAAACGUCGCAGAGAUUUACUGUGUCUCCAACAAACUACCAAAACUAAACUGAUACGUUUUUAAUAUAUAUAUAUAUAUAUAUAUACCCCACAGCAACGUUUACCAUACAAUUGCAUUGUAUUGUGAUUGCAAUCCAGAUGUUUUGGUGUGCAUUCCUCCCUGAGUUCUCUUUGUUCUUUUAUACAAACAAAGGAACCCUCAUCCCAGCCUUUCUUUGCUCUGUAAAUCGGAAGGUUUAUAAUAGUUACUAUUAAGGAGAUUAUUUGGGUCCCCUAAUCUCCAAUCUCAGGAUUAACCGACGCUAUAUUGGUGUGUCCAGAUUAUUGUGUCUUUCUUCUACUAGUCCCCUUAAUAGAGGAUGGAAAAUAGCAUUUUUGUGUACGAUAGUUUAAAUUGAAUUUUUGGUUCUACAAUAAUUUUAUUAGAAAAUCUAGUUUGAACAUAGACUCCUCAGAUAAUAAUAACAAGCAUUUCGCUACACCCACAAUAACAUCUGCUAAAUAUGUGUAUGUGACCAAUAACAUUUGAUUUAAUAGGCCUUCAUUUUGGUGUGCCUGUUACAAACACGUGUCGACAAACCUCCCCAGAUUAUUUUUUAAAUAUUAUUUUUAUUGUGAUUUAGUUCCGAUUUUUCAGUCCUACUAUUUAUUUUGUCAUUUAUAUUUUAAGUAUUAUCUCUUAGUUGUCAACAUUUAGGAUAGCUCAGAAGUGUAGAAAACCUUUUGAGGAAAAUCUCUGAACAAAACCUUACAAUGGAGGAUUCAAAGCUUCCCACGAUUGACCCAGAUUUUGAGCCGCAAAGCAGACCUAGGUCGUGCACAUGGCCGCUCCCCAAACCCGACAUCUCAGCUGUUAAACCGGAGGGGGCAGACGGCCCUGAAUCCGCUGCGGGAACCCCGCCCGCCGAUGAGGAUAAGCAGGAGCAAAAACAAAUCAUAUGUGAGCCUGAGAAAGUUGUGGUCUCAGAGGGAGGAGCCGGAGUGGGUGGAGCCACGCCCCGAAAGGGAUCAUCCCGGCGCAAUGCAUGGGGGAACCAGUCCUACGCGGACCUGAUUAGUCAGGCUAUUGAGAACUCUCCAGAGAAGCGCUUAACCUUGGCACAGAUAUAUGACUGGAUGGUGAAAACCGUGCCUUACUUCAAAGAUAAAGGAGAUAGCAACAGCUCAGCAGGGUGGAAGAAUUCAAUUCGCCACAACUUAUCACUCCACAACAAGUUCCUGAGAGUUCACAAUGAGUCCACAGGCAAGAGUUCCUGGUGGAUGCUCAACCCAGAGGGGGGCAAGACUGGGAAAGCCCCCCGUCGCCGUGCUGCCUCCAUGGACAACAGCAGCAAACUGCUGAAGAGUCGGAUGCGGGCCAAGCAGACCAAGAAGGCAGCAGCAGGCUUGGGCGGGACCACCGGGGGAGACGGCGACGGCGGCGCAGACAGUCCCAACUCCUCCCAGCAGUUCCCCAAAUGGGGGGUGAACUGUGGCAGCCCUUCAUCCCGCGGCAGCCUAGAUGACCCUGACAUGUGGACCAGCUUCCGUCCACGCACCAGCUCCAACGCCAGCACUCUGAGUGGCCGGCUGUCCCCCAUUGGUCCCGGCCAGGAGGAUGAGGAUGACCUGCCUGAGGAAGGCCUACUGGGCUACUCCACGGGCAACCUACCCCCCACCCUCACCGAGACACUCAUGGAGGAGCUGGACCUGAUCGAUGGCCUGACGCUGAUGACCGAGCAGCAAGGAAGGGCUAGUCCCAGCAGCCCCCCUGGUGCCCCCACCCCUCUUCCCUCCGCUUCCACCCUGCUUCCCCGGGGGUCCGGGUUCCCCUCUUUCCGUCAGCUGCAGCCACCCAACCUCUCCCAGGCCGCCAACCAGACUGGGGGACAGUCCUCAGGCACACAAUGUGGCAACAAUAACAACUCCAAACCCUCAAACUAUGGCAACUCCCUCUUCAACCCUAUGCCUAGCCCCGGCUCCCGUGGGACUGGUCACUAUGGCACCCAUGUAGCCUCCAGCUUGGAGGCGUUGCUCACCUCGGACUCCCCGCCUCCCAGUGAUGUCAUGAUGACCCAGGUGGAUCCGCUGAUGCCCAGUCCGGGUGGUGUGGGGAUGAUGGGCAUGGGGGGGCCCAUGGUAGGAGGGCGGGCCAAGCCCAACCAGCUGUUGCUGGGUAAGGGGCUUGAGCCCAACACUGUGGCACCCAUGGGGAUGCAAUCUCAACUCCAGUCCCAGCAGCAGCAGCACUCUCAGCUGGGCCUGGGCAUGAUUCUGUCAGGUAUGGCCCAGGACUCUCCACAGUUCUCAGGCCUCAAAGCCCAGCAUGCACAGCUGCCAGGCAUGGGGCUUCACCAUGGAGGGGGCCUCUCCGCCAAUGCAGGAGGAGGUCUGCCAGGGAUGGGCCAGUUCGGAACGCCGAGCUGCUUCCUGCCCAGUCAAGACCGCUUGCCCACCGACUUGGACAUCGAGAUGUUCACAGAGAACUUGGACUGUGACGUGGACUACAUCAUCAACAGCGACCUCAUGGAUGGAGAGGGCAUCGAUUUCAACUUUGACCCCAUAAUCCAGGGGGGGCAAAGCUACUCCGGCCCUGCGACCACGCAGAGCUCCGCCCACAACUGGGUACCCAGCUAACUUCCCAGCAACCCUUUCAGUGUUAGCCAGGAGAUUAAUGAAGAACAUCAUGAAGUACAAUGUCAACAUUUGUCUUUGACUCUUUGUUGCGGGUAAGGAUCCCCAAUCACACACUCAACGACACCCACAAUAAAGAACAAACCUGGUGCAUUCCCAUUCCUCAUCUCUCUAUCGGCUGAAGAUCCGAAGCUAUUUUUAUUUUUAUUUUUUAAAUCUUAGCGUUUGUACUUUUGAGUUUUUUUUGGAUUUAAGGACGAAAACAGACCUCAGACAUCCAUGUCACGUGCCAAUAGGAGUGGAUGGUCAGGAGAUCCAUCAUACAUGAGACCCAGCCCCCAUAGUAACACUUGCAACUUUUUGGGAGUUUGCCGUAUGUAUUUUCUUGGAGUGUUUUUGAGAGAAGUGUGACAGAAUUUAUUUGGAGUAAAAAUACUAAACACAACAAACAACUCUAAACUACUUGGAGUUAAUAUAACAAUUAAUAUUAUUACUAUACCAAAGUAGUUUUAGGAUUGAUAUGGUACACCUCAUUGAUGUCUUUGAUAUUGAAGGUGAAAUGGACGGUGCACACAGGAAAAAAUGGCCAGUUUUCGUAUAAAUUGUAGGUGAACGAUUACCGACCACCGCCAACUUAGACAUGAAUUGAAGCUGCUGCAUCUGUAUGAGAGAAUGGGGUUCACACACAAACUCCUCUGGACUUUCCCCAAGGAAAAGAUUGAGAAGAUGCAGUGGGACUAUGGACGGGUUGGUUGUUAAGCAACAAAACCAACGUGUGAGCAACUAUGGGGCAAAACAGAAAGGGUUGCAGCUGCGUGGGCCCAGGCCCACCCACUGGGAAGCCAGGCCCAUCCAAUCAGAUUGAGCAAAAAAAUAUAAAUAAUAAUCGUCUUUUUACCUAAACAUGCAAACACCAUCAGAUAGAAUUCAUAGCAAGCAGUUAAGGAUGCAAUUUUCGGUUAGUUUUGCUGCCGACUAACCAACCCUCAUUAACCGGUCAACAAACAGUUUCAUUUUUUCCAAAUAGUAAAAUUAUAUCACCAACAGAAAAUAGCCUACUAUGCAUGCAUACAAGGAACGGACAUUUUCCAUUGUGAGCUUAAUGGAAACAUGCAACAAUAGCAAGCCUAUCGUCUUGCAGUCAAAAGGCUAUAGCCUAUUAUUGAACAUUCAACUCCUGUAAUGAAGCAGCUAAUAAAAUGUCAUUUUCAAACAUUUGCCAAAAUGCAAUUCGCGGUAAAACACAGUUCUAAACAGCACAUCUAUUGCAAAUGGUUCCAUAUGUGACAGAUAUCAAACUUAGAAAGAUGGGGAAUCUAAUAGCAACAACUAAGAUGGGUUGCUAAUAUGACUAGCAUUGUGUCUUUGGCUUCUGGACAACGAAAGAAAGUUGAUAUGAAAACCAAUAGAGCAGUAGAAAAAUGCUGGUUAAUGGCAUGAGGAAGUCCUUAUAAAAGAAAAAAAAUAAUUGCCUCCACGUUUCUAUGGUUGGAUUUUGGCAAGACUACUUUGAAGCAAGGUAAGACAUUAUUUAACGUAUUUAACGUAAAGUAAAAUGAUCAGGUUUCAAACAAUUAUACUGCCUCAAGCUCACAUUGUAAAGUGGUGGGUGACGAGCUGAUCGCCUGCCUACCGUUGACAAUAGCAUAUGCACUCAAAUGGGAAUAUCUUUUAUUAUUUUUAGUCGUGGCCAUCAAAACAGUUCACACGCGAUUGCAUUUAGAAUUAGUUGCUGCGCAAUGACUGGGCUUAUAAAAACACAUUUCACUACAGUACCCAGCUUUUUGAGGAGCUACUCUCGCGCUGUCUGACAGGUUAUAGGUUAUUCUGCUCCUCAAACUAGGCUCUGUCUGCUUGUGAUAACUAAGAUGCACGCCAAUUUAAUUCCACUAAAUUAUGCAAAUGAACCUGUAGACUGAUAAGCAUGACUGGUCAAAUGUAAUUUCGGCGGCUAACCUAUUAACGGUUAACCGUUAACAUCUCUACAAGAAGUGCACUGGAAUGACAUUCACUCUCAUGGGAUGGUUGGCCAAAAAUAACUAACUGAAAGCCACACUCCCAAUAAGCCAUGAAUAUGACCGCAUUGAGGCAUAUGUCACUGUGCUUCUGUGGCGAUAUGCACUAUAUAUAUGCAUCAUACCACCUCCUACUUUGUUCAUUUAGCAAACAAGACAGCUCAUAAUCCAGUGCCUUUAUCACAGUCAACACACCUAUUUUUUUAGCUUUAAUUCGCUUUAAAAAAAAAAAGGUUUAUCUGCCUCAUGACAAAACGUGUAGAAUUGCAGUAAAUUAGGGGGGGACCAACUAAUUUCUGUCUACACUACUGCAGGGGUUGGCUUAGAUUGUUGACAACAUGUAAACUAUAUUUCAUCUCCAAAUGUUUAUUGAAAACAAAAACACAUUUGCACAAUGAGCAAUUGUCUCAAAUACAUUGUUACAGUUGUUGAUUAGCUAGCAAAUUUUAGCUAUAUUAGCAUUGACAUGAAAUCGGUCCAAACACCUCAAAACAAGACAUGGUAUCAAGAACAAGAUAAAACUAGCUGAA